This is a messenger RNA of Carlito syrichta (Philippine tarsier), 1176 nucleotides long. It is a transcript of the gene CD207, whose product is annotated as CD207 molecule. Lineage: Eukaryota; Metazoa; Chordata; Mammalia; Primates; Tarsiidae. Gene Ontology annotation, molecular function: carbohydrate binding. Gene Ontology annotation, cellular component: external side of plasma membrane. Gene Ontology annotation, biological process: biological process involved in interspecies interaction between organisms. The record is from RefSeq and is a predicted model, not a curated record.
AUGGGAGUCCAGAAGCACAGCAUGCUAAUCUCUUCCAAGCUCCGGAAACCCAGGCUCCGCAACCAGCCUUCAGCCCUGAUCUCUGAUACCAUCCGCCAUCCGGUUCCACUGGCUGAGUCUCCGAAGAAGACUGCAGAGGGGGAGUUCCCUAAUGCACAAUUCGCUGUGGACGAGCAGAGCAUUUCCCUCUGGCCCUCAGAGCCUCCUCCCAAGCGAAGUCUGUCUCUGAUUUUGGAGAAAACACUCACAGUCAGCACUGCAUUGAUCUGCAUGACACUGGUCCUGGUCCUCACAAUUCUUUAUCCCAGGUUUAUGAGCACAAUAGCACAUGUAGAGGCCAAUGCCCAACUGCUGCAAGGUCAUGUGGACAACAUCAGCACCCUGGAAUGAGAAAAAACCGGCGGUGGCAUAGAGACAGCCGGCAUUCAGAUCCAAAGGGUAAAUGUGAACCUGGCCCGUGUGCGUUCUCAGAUCCUGAUGUUGAGAAUCUGUGCGCUAAAGGUCAAUGCAGGAGUCCAAAUGUUAACAAGAAAUUGGAAGAAAGUUGAUAUAAUAAAUGCCCUAAUCUCAGCAUUAGUUUUGGGUCAAGCCAGCUCUUUGAACACAAAGGUCCUGGGUCUCCAGAACAGUUUGCUGAAUAUUGGCAAGUUUCUCAAAAUCCAAAAAGACAUUCUCCGGAUGGUUUCUCAAGGCUGGAAGUAGUUCAAGGGGAACUUCUAUUACUUUUCUCUUAUACCACAGCCCUGGAAUAACGCCAGAAAGUUCUGUGUGUCCAGGAACUCACACCUGACCUCAGUAACCUCAGAGAGUGAGCAGGUGGGUGCUGUUCCUGUGGGCUCUGCAAAGGCGAGCUGGAUCAAGGAGGAUGAGAAAAUCAUGCUGUGGAAACAAAAACCCCACAAAAUCCGUGACCUAAUGAAGAAUGUCACACGAGUUAUCUACUGGAUUGGCCUGUACAAAGAAGGGAGUGACAGCAAAUGGAACUGGGUGGAUAAAACUCCAUUCGACAGGGUCCAAAGUUCGAGGUUCUGGAUGCCAGGUGAACCCAACAAUAUUGAGAACAAUGACAAUUGUGUCAAUAUAAAGGGAUCCUCACUUCAGUCCUGGAACGAUGCCUCCUGUGACAAAAUACUUCUUUUCAUCUGCAAGCGGCCCUCCAUCCCAUCAAAAUCAUGA